CUGUGCUACUGAGCAAUGACAUGCUUUGAUAUAGAAAUGCUAUUCCAACGGGGCACAGCGUCUCAUCCGCUAGGCUAGCUUGUUGGAGUGGAAAAAUAACUGGCCGCCAGCGAGGUUUCUGGAUAUCAAUUGCGUGACGCUUCCAGACAUUGAAUAUUUCGUGAAGGAGAUAAGAAGAGGUGGUCGUCAGGAAUCAGGACUACAGAGAAGCAUCAGAGCCCUUGAAGUUCUCAGCUUUGAUGCAGUACAGUGUACUGAGUGCAAGAUGACGGAAGAGGUGAUUGUCAUCGCCAAGUUCGACUACAUGGCCCAGCAGGACCAGGAGCUGGACAUCAAGAAAAACGAGCGCCUCUGGCUCCUCGACGACUCCAAGUCCUGGUGGAGGGUUCGAAAUGCCACCAACAAAACAGGCUUUGUGCCGUCCAACUACGUGGAGAGGAAAAACAGUGCCAGGAAAGCUUCUAUUGUCAAGAAUCUCAAAGACACACUUGGAAUUGGGAAGGUGAAGAGCAGAAAGGGGGGGAUGAGAGACACAGCCUCCAACGCAGACACAGACAUGUAUGCAGAUAACGGCGAGCGGCUGUACGACCUCAACCUGCCAGCCCUGGUCAAGUUUAGCUACACAGCCGAGCGCGAGGACGAGCUGUCUCUGGUGAAAGGCACGCGGGUGGUGGUGAUGGAAAAGUGCAGCGACGGCUGGUGGCGCGGCAGUUACAACGGACGGUCUGGCUGGUUUCCGUCCAACUACGUGACGGAGGACGUGGAUGGGACGGCGGGGGGAGGGGGCAUGGGUGGAGUGGGAGACCCGGCGGGAUCGCUAACGGAGAAGCUGGCGGCUGUAGUGAACAGCACCACGAACGGGAACAGAGUGCUGCACACGGUUCAGGCGCUCUAUCCUUUCAGCUCAGGCAACGACGAGGAGCUGAACUUUGAGAAAGGCGAGGUGAUGGAGGUGGUGGAGAAGCCUGAGAACGAUCCGGAGUGGUGGAAGUGUCGCAAAGCAGAUGGACAGCUGGGCUUGGUGCCUAAAAACUACGUCACCGUGCUGGACUCCACCUCCCAUAAGCCCGCAGCGGGGCCUGCCGGGCCACCCACACCUGACUGUGACUACAUCUCGCCCUCGGGCAGCGGGCGCUUCGCGGGGAAGGAGUGGUACUACGGAAAGGUGACGCGCCACCAGGCGGAGGUAGCCCUCAACCAGAGAGGCAUAGAGGGAGACUUCCUCAUCCGAGACAGCGAGUCAUCGCCAAAUGAUUUCUCCAUCUCCCUGAAGGCGCAGAGCAAGAACAAGCAUUUCAAAGUGCAGCUGAAGGAAAACCUUUACUGCAUUGGACAGCGCAAGUUCAACUCUAUGGAAGAGCUUGUUGAACACUACAAAAAGGCCCCAAUCUUCACCAGUGAGCAGGGAGACAAACUGUACCUGAUCAAGGCCCUGGCCGCCUCCUGAUCCCUCUCUGUUACACACACACGCACUUCCACUCAGACACCACACCUAAACAUUAACUGCAUCCAUAUAUAUACAUACAGAUACUUACGGCAGAACACACACUAACAUUUAAACUCCAAGCCUGAGGACUUAACACAUCAUCAGGACUUCAAUGCCCGAUUUGUGAGCAUUCCAAGAGGAGGUAUGGAAAAGACAUGGGAGACACAGACGAAUGGGAGGGGGGAGACGAAAGACUAUGGACUCCUGAGAGUUGACUACAGACCUCUUGGUCGCCUAUUUUAAAUUAUCCAGAUGUGUUAGGUCAUAGGCAAUGCCAUGUAUUUCCACCUUGAUAUCUAUUAGAGUUGCAUUUAGUUUCCUUUUUUUUUUGUUUUUGUUGAUAAUAUAUAAUCUUUUUAACAGUUUCUUUUUUUUUUUAAAUUUGAUUUUUAACCGUAUCCAACAAGAAAAAUCACCCAUUUUUCAGAUGAUAGCAAACUAGCCUACUAGCGGUCCACAUUUCAACUCAUUUUUGUGUCGUCUGUCUUAAUUCGUUCUAUUGUGGACACACUAAUCCACAACUUCUGCUAACUCUGCUAAAUCAUGAAUAAAAAUUUAAGUGAC
Messenger RNA from Plectropomus leopardus (leopard coralgrouper), 2050 nucleotides. RefSeq names its product NCK adaptor protein 1b (gene nck1b). Lineage: Eukaryota; Metazoa; Chordata; Actinopteri; Perciformes; Serranidae. Gene Ontology annotation, cellular component: cytoplasm. The record is from RefSeq and is a predicted model, not a curated record. Gene Ontology annotation, molecular function: signaling adaptor activity; receptor tyrosine kinase binding; ephrin receptor binding. Gene Ontology annotation, biological process: negative regulation of PERK-mediated unfolded protein response; cell migration; positive regulation of endoplasmic reticulum stress-induced intrinsic apoptotic signaling pathway.